AUGAAACUGCUCGAGUCCGAAAAAUUCUUGGGUAAGACCGGACAGCGAACUCUAUUUUCAAUUGAAUGUAUCAAUGGAAGACGUAUUGUGGCACAUUCGUAUUUCAAAAACACCGAACAGGAAAUUGUUUUAAUGCCUGGUUCAUAUUUUGAAGUGUUAGGUCAAUUGAAUCCAGCACCAGGUCUUCAUAUUAUUGAAUUAAAAGAAAUUAUACCACCGAUGACGCUGAUCAAACCGCCAUUUUCUAAACCAAACGUAGCAUCGAGCUGUUCACAUAUGCCAGCAGCAGAAGCCUCUACAAUAUCAAAGAAAAAACCAUUACUAGAAUCGGGAGUGUAUACCGAACUACUCUCAAGUAACAACGAAGAUUUCAAAACUGUCAGUCGAAUGUUCUUAGAUGGUUGGCCAGGUGAAUUGAAACGUGACAUCAAAGUCAAAGCAAUUUAUCAAAUUCAUAACGAUAUACUAGAAUCACGUUUUCAACAAUUUGUUCAUUCCAAUCCCAAAUUUUCAACAGGAAAUUCUAUAGGAUGGCACGGUACGUCGUCUAAUUGCCAGAAUGGUUCGUGCUCAUCUUCGGAGUGUCAUCUAUGUCAAAUUAUUCGAAAGGGAUUUAAACAGCAGUUUGCACGCCGUAAUACGAUUUCAUACAAAUGCUGGGGACCAGCUACCUAUUUUUCGAACCAAAGUUUUGUUUGCCAUACUUAUAACGGUGGUUCAGAAUGUGAUACCAAAAGGCGCUGCACAAUAAUGACAAAAAUCAAUUCUGGACACGCGCUAGACUAUUGGAGGAUCGCAGAACAUUGCACUCCUGACCCCGCAAAUUGCAUUCCUGCUUUGAUAAAAAAAUAUAAAUACGAUAGCGUGGCUUUAACCCCAAAUUACUAUAUAACGAGCUAG
Molecule: messenger RNA, 900 nt
Organism: Adineta ricciae
Lineage: Eukaryota; Metazoa; Rotifera; Eurotatoria; Adinetida; Adinetidae
Source: the annotation of a GenBank genome assembly